CUCAAGAAAAAUGGCGGCCUCCGGUGGAUUUUCCUUCGGUGGUACUUCUUCACUUUCAACUACAAAACCAACAGGAAUUACAUUUGGCACGCCAUCAGCGGCAACAACAACUACAUCAGGCCUGGGUUUAGGCAUGCCGGCUGCCGCAGCAUCGUCUAGUUUCUCACUGGGUGGAACCAAGACAGGUGGAUUCAGCUUUGGGGGAACAGUAAUAAGCACCACAACCACUGCAGGCACAACAACCACUGCCUCGGGGGGUCUGUCGUUGAAUCUUGGCCUGAAGACAACCACCUCAGCCUCAGGCUUUAGCUUUGGAGCCAGCACAACGACCAAGCCGGGCAGUCUGUUUGGGUCUACUCCAACAGCGGGAACCGGAGGCUUUUCACUAGGGGGGACGUCGACAUCAGGGGGGCUUAGCCUAGGUCUCCAAAGCACUACCACAACCUCCUCUUCGGGGUUGUCUUUGGGCGGCUUAUCGGGAAUCACCUCCACCGGUUUUGGCCUAGGGGGUGGCACCACCGUCACCACCACCCCAGCGUCGGGCAUCAGCAAAGGGCUGGGAGGGGUGGACCCGUCUUCGUUGCUGGCCACUUCCAGUACAACAGGAACCACCGGUACUGCAUCAUUGGGCACCAGUGAUAACAAGACAAUAAAAGAAACUGCCCUACCGCCAGAAAUUAAUGAAACAGUCACAUCAUUCAAGGAGUAUGUUGAGAAACAAAAGGCCAUCCGUGAGGAGAUUGCUCGCUUCUCGGUCAAGCCCUACCACCGGGUGCGGGAGGAUAUCGCUGCCCUGAAGCAGCUGCUGGCCGUGGUGUCCAACGGCCUGCAGCGCAAUGCUGGGGCCGUCCACAAGCUCAAGCAGGAGUCAGCCCAGGAGCUGAAAAAUGCAGAGACAGCCCACCGCACCCAGGAGAUCCCCCCUGCCCUUCAGCUGGAGAACUACGCUCCCACCGAGUAUUUCCAGAGACUGACAGCGCAGUUUGAGGAGCAGAUGCAUUUAUGCAGGCAACAGAUUGAACAGAUGGAGAGCUUCAUGGCUGCCUUCGCACAGCCCAAUGUCUACACGCCUCAAGAAUUGGCCACGAUACUGGUGAAGCUGAAUGAAACUUUCAUUGCUCUGGCUGCACAGCUACAGUUGGUCCAUGAAGCUGUCAGAGCUCAGAAAGAGCAAUAUCUUAACUUCCGUCGAGUCUACCACGGCGAAACAGACAACGUGUUUGCCCUUCAGAAGAAGGUCGCCGAGAGAGAGCAAAAGAUGGCCGCUCGCCCAACCGGACCACAAGCCUUUGAUAACAUCUCCAAUGCUGCUGCCAUCGCCAUGGCAACUGCUCUUCAGACAGCCCAGAGACCGACAGGAAUACAGGGUGCUGGACUAACAGGCCCCUUCCAAGGUGGCAUAGGGGGCACCACCGGCUUGGGCACUGGAGGAUUUGGAACAGGCACCCUGGGCUUGGGAACAGGCACUGGCCUGGGAGGUGGACUGGGCGGGGGACUGGGUGGAGGACUGGGUACCACGGGGGGACUGGGUGCUGGUGGAUUGGGCACCGGGGGCUUUGGGACAGGUGGCUUUGGCACCCAGUCUACCGGGCUGGGCAGCCAGACGAGCGGACUGGGCACCGGGCUGGGCGGAACGUCAGGUUUCGGCACCAGCAGCACCUCAUUCGGGUUUGGCACAACAAAACCAACUGGCACUGCAGCCAGCUUUGGAGGCAGUUUGAGUGCUGGACCGACGGUUGGAAGCAGUUCCUUUGGAUUUGGCGGUGGAUCAGGUUUGGGAAUGACCAAUUUUGGCUCUGCUACCACGGGCAAGCCGCUUCAGCUUCAGAAACCUCCCAGCAAGUUCAGGAAGGGAACCAGGUAGAGGAAACCAAAGGAGUCAAGGCUUUGCAUCUCUAUACAGUUGAAGUCCUUGCUCAUGUAUGAUACAUCCUCACUCAUGUGAUACGCCCUCAGUUCUGUGCUUGUCACAUCCCAGGAUUUAGUAGUCAGUGUUCAAUAGACAUCAAAGUAAAUCAGAGAUGGCAGAUUUGCAUACAGUAAGAGCCAUGCCAGGAGCCUCUGAAAGUGUGGACAUGGACCGUUUCCAGUUCAUUGCAGUAUUUCUGUGCGCAUGUACUGAACAACUGAUUUGGACAAGUUUUCUAAUAAUGUCGGGGUGCACUUUUACAUAGCGUGGUCAUCUUACCGCACCUUGACUACAGGUGCUGCUGCAGUCAGCAGCAAAAUUAUACCUUUCCAGUCCCAGGUUUUGUGCAAAAUAGUUUGCUGUACAUGUUAAUAAAGAAUAAAAUUUUCUCUCAAGUUCACCAGCCCUUCAAAGAAUUCUGCUUUCACCUUGGAAUUGUCCUGUAAUGUGAACCCUGUGGUAUUUUUUUUGACAGCAACCUGACUUGGCCUCCCCAGUUUUGAAGUUUUUGAAAGGGUGUUGCAUGGCAUACAUUGGGCAUCUUGUCAUUAUUUUGAUGAUGUGCUUUUAAUAUACAUUAUUGGGUGGUUGUUGGUAAUAGAUUAAGCCUCCUCUGCAUGUGUUACCGAUGGUGAGGUCUUUAAGGUUUUGUUGUAUUUCACUUGAGGCUUUUUUUGCUAGUUGAGAUUAAUACCACAACUGCUUACGUUGACCUUCCUGUGCUAAGCUGAUGAAAUGCCAUGCCAUGAGUAAUGUUUAGUUUCUCUUUCUUUGUAUUCGUAAACAGAAUCUUAUCAAUACAUCUGUACAAAAGA
Messenger RNA from Acanthaster planci (crown-of-thorns starfish), 2724 nucleotides. It is a transcript of the gene nup58, whose product is annotated as nucleoporin 58. Gene Ontology annotation, cellular component: nuclear pore. The record is from RefSeq and is a predicted model, not a curated record. Gene Ontology annotation, molecular function: structural constituent of nuclear pore. NCBI's taxonomy places the organism in Eukaryota, Metazoa, Echinodermata, Asteroidea, Valvatida, Acanthasteridae. Gene Ontology annotation, biological process: nucleocytoplasmic transport.